AUGGCAAGCGCUUAUCACGAAGAGUCGGAUUUUCAGCUUGAAACUGGCCUAGAUUUAUUGGAUAUUCUGUCUCCUCAGUCUACUGCAGUUGUUCUUGAUAUAGGAUGUGGUACUGGUCGACUCUCUAAGAUACUUUCUGAUAGACUGGUUGAUGGUAGAGUGGUUGGAGUUGAUCCUGAUGAAGAGAGGAUAAAGAUAGCAAUGGAUGAAGGAAAGGGACGCACUAAUCUACAGUUUAUGGUAGGAUCAGAUCAAACCUUCCCUGAGGAUCAAUACGAUAUUGUUUUUUCAAAUGUUGUCAUUCACUGGAUUAAAGAUAAAAGAGAAACGUUUAAGAAAGUUUACGCUAAUCUCAAACCAGGAGGGAAAUUUGGUUUUACAACAAGUGCAAAAGGUGAUUCAGCUGCACUGCCUCAAUUAAUGGUAGAAGUACUUCAGUGCUGCAAGCCAGAAGGUGGUAUACAACUUGAUCCUACUUACUAUGAAACUGUUGAAGAUUACAGAUCAAUGGCUCUUGAAGCAGGAUUUCAAGUCUCUCUUGCAGAAAUAAAAGAUAUCAAUUAUGUGUUUAAAAGCAUUGAUUCCUAUAUUAAUUUCUUCUAUGGUGUGUUCAAGGGUCAGUUUGAUCGCCAGCAUCCAUCAUUGCUUGAAUGGAAGAAGAAUUACGAAGGAAAGACUAUACCGUUUGAUGUGAAGUGCCUGACGAUAGUACUCACUAAGCCACAAUAG
This is a messenger RNA of Amphimedon queenslandica, 729 nucleotides long. RefSeq lists its product as uncharacterized. The transcript has a single exon. NCBI's taxonomy places the organism in Eukaryota, Metazoa, Porifera, Demospongiae, Haplosclerida, Niphatidae. The coding region runs from base 1 to 729 and encodes 242 amino acids. The record is from RefSeq and is a predicted model, not a curated record.